Molecule: messenger RNA, 6570 nt
Organism: Fusarium fujikuroi IMI 58289
Lineage: Eukaryota; Fungi; Ascomycota; Sordariomycetes; Hypocreales; Nectriaceae
Product: TY3B-TY3B protein
Exons: 1
Coding region: 1-6570 (2189 amino acids)
Biological process (GO): DNA integration
Molecular function (GO): nucleic acid binding
Source: RefSeq, a predicted model, not a curated record
AUGGCUCGAUCCAAUUAUGGUGACGGUCCUAAUGACCCUACGGGCCAAGGAUAUGACGCAGCAACAAACUCUCAACCACGACAACAAGAGGAGCAUUUCAAUGACUCUGAGGACGAUCAACGUUAUGAUGCACCACCUUCAUUCUUGUCGCAACGACCUCAAGGGCGUGGCAAUGCUCGACCCGCUCGUGACGACGAGUCUGGCGACGACAAUGAGGAUGGAUUUGAAGCUCCACAAUCGCGACGACAUGGACGACGAUCAAUCCUCUAUAAUCCUCGUGAAGUAGAAGAAGACGUUAUUCAACAGAUCGAACAACAUCAGAGAAUUCUGGCAUGGGGAGUACGCUUCUGUCGAAUGAUAGAAGAGUAUUACUGCAUUGAGGCAGCCAAUACCUUCACUAUCUGGGACUCAGACACUGCGAAUGUGAUGCGUCAAAUGCUAUCUCGACAAAUCUUCAAAUCGUCAAUAGCCAACAGACUGGUGGCACUACCUCGAGCUCGUGUCUCUCAUCUUAAGUAUCUUCCGUGGUGGCGAGAAGAAUGUGCUAAGGCAUAUGAAUUAUAUCAAUUUGACGAUCAAAAUCAGGCAAAACUGAUUACAGUGCGACGACCAAAUGAUACGCUUUCCGCUCCAGCUUCUGCGCCGCGAGUUCCUGUUCCUCAAGACAAUAUGUCGGAAGGAUCCGAUGAUGACAGCGCCUCUCGACGACAUCGAGGAGCGACGGUAGACACUACCCAAUCUACAGGCGAUUUGAGUAAGAAGAUCCGAAAGGAGACGCUCGGCAUCUUCGAUCCGGACAAUCCAGAUGACAAGGAUAACCAAGGACUUAUUACUACCUCCUCAGGCAAGACUAUUUACACAGAUGUCUUUAUGUUCUGCGAGCACCUCUCAGUAUUCAAGCGAUUUGGCGAAUACAGUCUUACGGACUACUACGUCGGGAUGCUGUCCGGCAAAGCAAGUGCUUGGCUUAUGUCUGAGUUGGACAGUCCCAGUCGUAACCGACUCCUUAACCUUCCUAUCACUGAGUUCGGUUGUAAGCUUACCGAGCGGUUCAAGCGUCCAGAUACAGAUAUUCUGAACGAACUUCACUCCUCACGCUACACUCCCAAGGUCGCCGCACGUGGGAUCACACUCGCCCAGUGGGCUCAGCGAAAGGCCGGUCUUGCUAAGCAGAUCGGACAUACGCAAGAUAGCACCAUCAUUACAACACUGUUCAACAAGAUUGACAUUGAGAUUCAACGAUUUCUUACGUAUCCCAGUGAAAACACAUCACUGACAAGCUUCAUUAGACAGUGUGAGCAGCGCCGAACUACAAUUGAACAAUUCUGUCGCUCCAACGAUCGAGGGGACAGAAAUGAUCAGCGAUACAAGUCUGGCUAUUCCUCAAGCCGUGACAAAGGAAGUCGAUCCGAUCGACGCUCUCACGACGAGUCCUCCAGCUCACGACGACGCGAUGACUACGAUCGAUCGAAACGAGAUGACCGAUACCGAAGCGACAGACCAUCGCGGUCGUAUACAGACGCCAGGAAGAGCGACGAUAAACAUGGCGAGCGCCGUCACGACGGCAAUCGUAAUCGACAUACUCAUUCGCGAGACAAUGACUAUAUGCGUAAGGAUGUCAAGGAGGAAAAGAAGGUCCAUUGGGAACGGAAGUAUCCUGUCAUGGAAGAAGAAGAUGAACUCGGGCCGGACAAAGUCGACACCGAUGGCGACAGCGAGAGUGUCUGCUCAUCGCGAUCUACAUCCUCUGAAGAGGCGUAUCUGACUUACAUGACUGGAAACACAUCUCAUCUCGACGGUCAGAAGGAGCUGUUUUGCGGUACCUGUCAGCGAUCCUUCCCAUCCCGAGCCGUUCUUUGGGAACAUAGCCUCGCCAGAACCUGCGUCAAACCAGCUCAGCUGGCUGGAGAGCAGGCACCCGCCAAGUCCAAACGGUGCAAUCAUUGUCGCCGGGAUUUCCUGUCUCGGAACAGGCUUCAUCGACAUCUCAAGACCGGUUGCGCAUCUCAGAUGAUGACGGCAUCCGAGUCUGGAAACGCUCUUCAGGUUAACGAGACGACAGUCACAUCCGCAAACGAGACGUCAGCGCGUGCUCAUCAUCAACCACAGGUCUGCGAAGUCGACGGCAAUUACACGCAUCUCAAAUUCGACGCAAUGAGCUCUCCGGGAGGAGAGACAGUUUCUGUCUGUGCCGAUACGGGUUGCGGGAAACCUGUCAUCUCCAGAGAAUGGCUUCAGACUCUGGAUCAUACUAUCGAACAAAAGACACCUGUCUUCAUCCGAGGAGUCAACGACAAAGUCGGAAAGCCUCACACUGAAUGGGCAACCUUUACCUUUUACGUCAAUGGUCUCGACAAGAAUGGCGCAGACGCUGGGCUCGCAGAAUACACUUGUGGCGCCUGGGUUCAAGAUGGAAUGCCGUCAUCCUCUCCAAGAGCAUUGCUUGGGAACGGAUGGAUGGCUCCUUAUGGUAUCAAUGUCAUGACAACAGAUAGACGUCUUCACUGCACAAGUCUCGAAGACUUCUAUAUCCCAUUCACCAUCUCUCAGCUCUCUCGUCGAGUCAGCCGUCGCGUCAUCGUGGCACGACCAACGACAGUACCUGCCGGACAGACACGUCUUGUCCCGGCAUCGUGGAAGGAAGUCCCCAAGGGAAGAACGUUCAUGUUCAACGGCUGCGUUGCGGAAGCCUCUGAUGCGCUCAUCAGCUCAGACACGGCUCCUGGCGUGGUAAUCGUCAACAAUUCCGAUAAGGACAUUACCUUUCAGAGAAAACAGAAGCUGGGAAACAUCGAGGAAUGUGAGGAAGACGAAAUGUACUUUUCCAGUACAUGGAAGGCCGCUGCCCUCGCCCUGCUGGCAACAGCCGGUAUGGCGACCACAGGGACAUCAGGGGGUGCUAUAGAUGUCGCAAACGUCAAGAUCUCAUCAGAGAUCGAUCUCACACCAGAAAUCAGCGCUGUGGCAACUGGAGAGAUCGUCCCUCGGGCUAUAAAUACUCCUCAAGUCUCCAUUUCUGGGAUGGACAAUGAUUACACCACCACAAACGCAAUACGAGAUGUGGGAAGCGCCAUCCUUGAAGACAUCAAGGAAGCGGAAUUGCCGUAUAAACAACAGAAGAAAAACAAGAAAAAACAACCGCUGUCAAAGGUCGCAGAACUUCUCAGCAACCAACCAGCUGCCUCAGCGGCAACCGGCUCAGCUCUCCCUCUCAUCGGGGAGCCAGAGGCGACGGUUUCAGAAUCAGUGCCGACAACACCUUACGUCCCGUAUCAAGUACAUGUGCAGAAGCAACCCAAUCUUCCCGAGAUUGUAACUCAGGAUGGAAUUCACAUCUACGACGACGGAUCCGGCUUCGCACGACAAGCUCAAGACCUCUGUGCCAAGUACGCUACUCUGUGGAUCGACUCGGGACUCAUUCACGUACCUGAGGACAAGCUGAUGACUGUACCUCUCGUGGACAACUGGCACGAACAGAGAGUCUCCCAAAGACCUUACGCCUGUGGACUCAAGGAUCGCAAUCUUAUCGAUCAAAUCUUCGACAGACUUCAUGAUCAGAAGCGGAUGGAAUGGGUCACAAAGCCCACGCCCUUUGCCGCUCCUGUAUUUGUCGUCUGGAGAAUCGUCGACGGCAAACCCAAAGGGAGAGCCGUAGUUAAUUUGAGAGCACUGAACAAGGUAACGAUUCCCGAUAGCUAUCCAUUACCGAGACAAGAAGAUGUCAUCGCCGCAUUGAGAGGAGCGACACACAUCUCGGCGAUUGAUGCCUCAUCGUUCUUCUUUCAGUUCGGGGUAGCACUGGAGCAUCGAGACAGAUUCACGAUCACAAGUCAUAGAGGCUUGGAAAGGUCUACUGUUGCUCCAAUGGGCUUUUGCAAUUCGCCGGCAUACGCUCAACGCUAUAUGGAUAGGCUUUUACGUCCGUAUCGGAGUUUCUGUCGUGCCUUCAUUGAUGACAUUGUGAUCUUCUCAAAGUCUGCCGCUGAGCACGCUCGACACAUGGAUACUCUGUUUAGACUGUUUGUCUCGAAGAACUUGUCUAUCUCUCCGACGAAGAGCUGGAUUGGUUAUCCAAGCGCUCAAGUGUUGGGAUUUCGUGUCGACGCCCUUGGUCUCUCUACAACGGCAGAAAGAGUCGCAGCCUUUGCUAAACUGAAGUUUCCACGGCAGCUUGCUGCUCUUGAGCAGUAUAUCGGGGCUACCGGAUACAUUCGACAUCUUAUUCCCUAUUACGCCAAGAUCAUGGAGCCUCUACAGAAGCGCAAGGUUGCGCUGUUGGCAGAAGGAAGAAGAACUGACAAGAUUGUUGACGGAAACAGAGGCAAAAGAAAGUCAUACACCAAGAACACAUACUACGAUCCCACUCCAGCGGAGAAGAUUGCCUUCCAGACGAUUCAGGAGCAGAUCGCAUCUGGUCGAGGAUUGGUUCAUCUUGAUCCCAAGAAGCGUCUUUUUCUUCAACUGGAUGCCAGCAUUCAGAGGGGAUUCGGAGCCGUUCUCUACCACGUCAAAGAUGGAUACAUUUGGAAGGAGGGGACACAGAUCCCAUCUAAUGUAGUUAUGCCUAUCUGCUUCAUCAGCCGAACUCUGUCUGGGGCUGAGACUCGAUAUGGACCUACAGAGCUGGAGAUGGCAGCGCUCGUCUGGGCAAUGAAGCGACUUAAGGCGCAUGUCGGAUCAUCAGAGGGAUCACUCACAGUCUUCACAGAUCAUUCAGCGACAAAGCAGAUCGUGGAGAAGACAACUCUUGAUACAACUAGCACCGACAGAGCCAAUCGACGUCUCGUCAACGCUUCUAUCUACCUCUCGGAGUAUGAUCUGCGUGUCUUUCACAUUCCUGGAAAAAAGAACUUUAUCCCUGAUGCUCUUAGUCGUCUUGAAGCUCCAGAGACCGAUGAGAAUGUUGAGAGACUUCGCCCUGACUACACCGCGCUUGAUGAUGUGUGUGUGGGCGUGGAAUCGCUGAUGUCUCAAGAGACAAGAGACAAAUUCAUUCAAGGAUACAUUGACGAUGUCAAGUAUCUGCCUAUUCUCAAGAUGAUUCUUGGAGCAGAUGAUAAGCCGGUCGACGCCAACCGACUGAACGGCGAGGACGCCGUUUCUGCUUCAAAGCGCGGCGUGCCUUUUGCUCUGAAAGACGGACUACUAUAUCAUGAGCAAACCGACGGAUAUCUUCGACUCUGCGUUCCACACGCCAUGAUUGAUGAAAUCCUGAAGAUGGCACACGACGAUCAACAUCACUUCGGCACGGAGAGAAUGACAAGAGAACUGUCAGGAUUGUCAAUCCAUAACCUGACCACAAGAAUUCGCAAGCAUAUUCAUGGAUGCAAGACAUGUUGUCUGGGACAGACAGAUCGUCAGCAAAGAAUCGGUAACUAUAUGCCAAUUCGUCCUCCUGUCACACCAAUGCAUACAAUCGCGAUUGACUUCAUCACCGAUCUUCCGCCAGUCCCUUCUGCUGGGAGUCCAUGGGCCAUCUCAGGAUUUGAUCUCUACGAUCAGCUUAUGACGGUCACUUGCGCGGCAAGCAAACGAUGUCUUCUUGUGCCUGGAUACUCUACGUAUACUGCUGAGGAUUGGGCAAUCGCGUUGUCAAGACAGCUGCUUCUUGCUGACUGGGGCAUCCCCAAGGUGAUCAUCUCUGAUCGUGACAGGAAGUUCACUUCUGCAUUCUGGCGAAAGCUGUGGGAGGUGUUUGGCUGCAAGCUCGCAAUGACUACUGCAUAUCAUCCUGAAGCGGACGGUUUAUCUGAACGGAGAAACCAGACGGUGGAAGUCGCGCUGCGCUUUCAUUAUAUCGAGUAUCCUCUCUCCGACUGGUCCCAUAUUCUUCCGGCACUUCAAUGGAAUCUCAACGGAGCUCACAAUGCAGGAACCGGGACAAGCGCGCACGAAUUCAUUUAUGGCUUCAAACCUAUGAGCGCUCUUGACACAGUGACGCCCAUGGAGGAUGUCGCAGAUCUUCCUUAUCUUCGAGAAGUUACUCGCAAGGAAGCACGACUGGCAAUGGAUUUCGCGGCAAUGAAAGGAAAGCGUUGGUACGACGACAAGCAUCGCCCCAUCACCUUGAAACAGGGAGAUCGGGUAUAUCUACGACUUCACGAUGGAUAUCAUCUUCCCGGCAAACCUUCCAAGAAGUGGUCCCAGCAGAGAACAGGUCCUUUUCUCAUUAAACGAGUCGUUAACGACUUAGCCUACGAACUGGAAAUUCCAGAGCAGUGGAAGAUACAUCCAGUAAUCUCCAUCAAGCAUCUCGUUCCUGCUCACGCCAAUGACCACAUUGACGAGCAACCUGGUCCUGUGGAGGGCGAACCAGUCGACGAGAAUCGCUACGAAGUUGACUUCAUCGUUAAACGGGAGGUGCGAAGACGAGGAAGAAAUGCUACACCCUUUGAAGGAUUUCUCGUGCGAUGGAAAGGCUGGGGUCCCGAACACGAUCAGUGGGUGAAGACUGCUGAUAUGGAUGAAGAACUGGUGGAGUCGUUCCGCAAGAAGCAUCCAGAGCAGUUUAAUGACGAACCACUGCGAAAAAGCGGUCGGAAGAAGCGAAUUCCAGCGAAGCUCGCUUGA